Spinacia oleracea (spinach) is the source of this 1017-nucleotide messenger RNA. RefSeq lists its product as uncharacterized. The record is from RefSeq and is a predicted model, not a curated record. The coding region runs from base 237 to 662 and encodes 141 amino acids. NCBI's taxonomy places the organism in Eukaryota, Viridiplantae, Streptophyta, Magnoliopsida, Caryophyllales, Amaranthaceae. The transcript is spliced from 4 exons.
GCCAGUAAACUCGCUCAGAAUACAAGGAAAUGGUUAAGAUUGAAGCCAGUAAACUCGCUAAGAAGCAUCCACGUGUCUUGCAGAUGGAAUGAGCUACUAGGACGGUGGUUGACUGGUACUUUCAUUCCGGCAGAAAUAUUAAAAGUACAAGAGUUUGUGUUCUGUGAUGUUUACCAAGGCUUCAUGCGUAUCUUGUCCAACCCUAAACACUAUGGCAUCAAGGAAACAAGAGGAGCAUGUUGUGGAAUAGGGUGGCAUGGAGCAGCAUCGGGGUGCGACACCAUGGAGAUGGUUUGCAACCAAAGUACAGCUCAUGUAAUCCUUCUAAGGCCGUCAAUUAUCUGCUGGCCGACUCUGCCUGGUUCGGUCAUCCAUUGGGUGACAUCUUUCAUCCCUUGAGCGUCCGAGCACUGGUGAACAUAGCUUCAGCAGCAGCAGCAGCAGCAGCAGGUGUUCUGGCAACAACAGUUAUCGAUUACAAGCUAGAAGCAGCAGCAGCAGUUCUGGCAGAAGUAGAAAGCAGCAAUUCUGGCAGCAGCCAGUUGAAACAAGAACAAAACCAAGCCAGCCUAAAGAGUGUUUAUUUUCACCAGUUGCUGGACUUUCUUGAAGUUCUCUGCCUUAACUGUGACUAUCACCGUUGGAUAGAGAUAUUUACUUAAACUUUUAUGUUUAAAGUGUAGUUAGGUUAUCAACAUGUUGGUUGAUCUAUGGUGAAUUUGCCUUUUAUUGGGUUGUAAACUGUUUUGACAGGUAUAUAUUAAUGUAUUAUAACAUUCCCGGUAUUGGGGAGGGUCAAAUUACAAAGGAAAUAUUGUCAAAAUUUUCACCUAGUUUACUUUUAUUUUUAUGCUCUGAAUAUACUAGUACUGAAAGCUGCUUAUUUUAUUUAAUCUAUGGAUUAAAUAAAAUCAGCAGCUCAUUUUUUUUAGAAUAUCCAAAAGUCAUUUGCGUCGCACUUUAGCUAAUCUGCGACGCAAAUGACAUUUUUUUUAACAUAUUGAAAAGUCAUUUGCG